AUGAACAAUUCUUGUCCCAACCUUGUCAAGGUCUGUGACAAUGAAAAUCAACUAAAAUAUGUCUACCACCAUAAUAACAAAACUCCAAUCAUUUUAAAAGCUUUAGUGCUGUUGAUUACUGCAUUGCUCCUCUCUAUUACCCCUUCAUUCCCUUACAGAAUAUAUAGCUUUUUAGUUAUUAUUGGAUCAAUUGUGAUUUUCAACUCCAUCAAAAUCAAUCAAAGAAUUGAAGUGAAGGAAACAAGUGGUAUAUUUCAUAAUAGUGUUCAACAUAAAUUCAUAUCAAGUGAACAAGUUAUUGAUGUUGUUAUAAAUGAAGGUGCUUAUGGUUUACAAUUCAUUUAUUACCUUGCUAUAAUUGUCAAAGAUCUUGAUAGAUUGGUUUUAAUAUUUCCGGAAACUGAUUUAAGAUUAGCACACUUGGAAAAACUACGAGCGGAAAUUAGAAAAAAAAGUCAUCAAUAUUCAAGAGCUAUGAGUAGUAUUGUCAACAAGAGUGGUGUUAGAUUUGCACCAAAAGCUAAACAACGUCGUUCUACAACAGGAACACCAAUUGCUAGUAGAAGGCCAAGUGUUACACCAACCCCUGAUACAUCAAGAAGAUCAAUAGAUGCUAGUUUUGAAGAUACAAAUAACAGAGCGGGAAAAGAGGAUGAUGAUGAAAAUUCAGAUGACGAUGAUGAAGAUGAUGGCCCAUUAUUAAAACCGAGUACAAUUGAAAUGCCAAAACCUCAAGAAACAAAGCAAAGAAGAUUAUCAACUCUGAGCAAUAUAUCGAAUAGAGACAUCUUUAAGAAAGUUUCCGUACAGAAUGGAUAUACGCAUGAUGCUACUAGUUCGAGUAAUGCUGAUAGAAAAACUCAUAUCAUUGGUAUUCCUCAACCACCAGCACCUGUCAAGAGAAGAAGAAGUACAGUUAGUCAAAGUAGACGUGGGUCUGCUUUGAAAAGAAAAUCUGUUAGUGAAGUGCCUGGGGCUACUCCUCCCGCUUCUGCUGCUGGUACUGCUACACCAUCUGCUGCAAGUUCUGUACCACCUCCACCUAUUUUACAAAAAGUUUCAGAGAAGGAAGCUCCAGUUGAAAAACCACAAGUUUCAAGACCAACCACUAUUGAAACAACAUCCAAAGAUAAAGGUGAAACUGAUGAACCAUUAUCCCCAACAUCUUCAAGUCAAGACCCAUUUACAAGUUCACUUCCGAUUCCAUCAACUCUGCCAUCAAGUCUUCCAUCGACUGCACAAGAUGGUUCAAAAAGUCAAAAGUCAUCUGAAACUCCAGUUGAACAACAAUCACGUCCUGUUAGUGCACCUGAAGCAUCAAGACCUGCUGUUGAUAAUAAUGCCUCAAAAGAACAAUCACCAAUGCCUAUAGGUAUCCCAAUCAUAAGAAGACCAUUCACAGCACCUACUUUGUCAAAAGCUGAAGGUAAAGCACCAGAAGAUGAUACUGUUGCCUCAUCUCCUGCACCACAAGCACCAUCACACACUAAUGAUGAAGAUACGGGUAGAAUGACUGAAGGUUUAUAUUUUGAUGAGGAAACUCAACAGCUGAGAAAGAUUAUGUAUGAUCCAAAGGAUAAAACACCAGGUUUUGAAAUCCUUACAUCAUUCCAAGCAAAGAAAUAUGAUCAAUUUUCUAGAAAUUUCAGUUCAAUAAAUCCUGAGCUGUCUCAACAUAUCACUAUUGAUGAAGAAUCGUUCACUAUUCAAGAUCUUUGUAAACCUACAUUACCAAUUGGUAAAGUUUCAUCAAAUUUCCAUCAAGCUCAAGAAGCUCGUAAGAGUAAAAUGAAACAAAGAAAAGAAAAGAGAGAAUUAAGAAGAUUGGCCAAGGAGAAUAGAGUUUCAUUAGAAAGUUUGACUGAUAAAGAUAGUGUGAAAAAGGAAACGAAAAAGGAAGGUGAAGAAGGUGAAGGACAAGAUGGUGAACCUGAAGAGGAGCAAAAAGUAGCCUCAAGCUCCAAUGCAGCUAUUCAAUUGAAAGUUGGUGCAGAUGGUAAUCUUAUUGUUGAUGAAGAUUCAAGACUGAUAGAUAGACAUGUUAAUAUUGAUAAUGACACUAGAGAAAGGUACAAUCAAAACCCAUUUGAAAAUGUCGUUAAUUCUGCGUCAUAUGGGAAACAAAGAUAUACAGAUAAAUGGGAUGAAAAUGAGGUACUGAAAUUUUAUAGAGCAUUAGGUCAAUGGGGUACUGAUUUUGGUUUGAUUGCACAAAUGUUCCCACAUAGAACAAGAAGACAAGUUAAGGCUAAAUUCAUAUUAGAAGAGAAAAAGAGACCAAGAUUAGUUGAUCUGGCUUUAAAUAACAAAUUGAACGGUAAUUUUGAUUUUGAAUCAUAUUGUUCAGAUGCUAACAAGACUUUUGGUACAUUGAAUGAUUUCAAUACUAAACUUGAACAGCUGAAGAAAGAUCAUGAAGAAAACUUGAAGGAAUUGAGUAUAGCUAGAGAAAAAGCUAAGGAAGAGGAUUUGAUUAGACAAAAGAAGAGAGAAUUAGAAGUCAAGUCUGGUCAAGGUACUAGACAAUUGACUAGACAAGAGAGAUUGCUAGAGUUGCGUAAGCAUGAAACUGUUCUUGGAUCUAUUGAUGAUAUUAAGAAGCAAAGAGAAGAGGAGGAAGCUGCUGCAGCUGCUGCACUUUCGUGA
Molecule: messenger RNA, 2646 nt
Organism: Hansenula anomala
Lineage: Eukaryota; Fungi; Ascomycota; Saccharomycetes; Phaffomycetales; Wickerhamomycetaceae
Product: transcription factor TFIIIB subunit BDP1
Exons: 5
Coding region: 1-2646 (881 amino acids)
Biological process (GO): RNA polymerase III preinitiation complex assembly
Cellular component (GO): transcription factor TFIIIB complex
Molecular function (GO): TFIIIC-class transcription factor complex binding
Source: RefSeq, a predicted model, not a curated record